Labrus mixtus (cuckoo wrasse) is the source of this 1808-nucleotide messenger RNA. It is a transcript of the gene phf24, whose product is annotated as PHD finger protein 24. The coding region runs from base 305 to 1564 and encodes 419 amino acids. NCBI's taxonomy places the organism in Eukaryota, Metazoa, Chordata, Actinopteri, Labriformes, Labridae. The transcript is spliced from 9 exons. The record is from RefSeq and is a predicted model, not a curated record.
GAGAGGGGAGGAGGAGGAGGACAGAAAAAAAGGAGAAAGAUUUCAGCACCGGAGCUGUCCACGGCACUUGAAGAAGUCUCUAUUCCUGCCAAGGAGGGGAAACUGCUUCCGAUUGUAAAUGAUCUCUUGUGGACUGUGAGGAGGAAGGAAUAAUAAACUGCUCUGCCAUUCAUCUCUCUGCGGGGCUACCUACCGGCCAGGAAAGGCGCACAUACUUCAUUCGAGCAAAGUCUUGCCAUGCUGGACGGCUGGGCUUGAGACAGAGAGGAUAAAGUGAGAACAGCAGCCCUUCACUCUUUACGCCAUGGGAGUGCUUAUGUCAAAGAAGCAGCAGGUGGAGAAGGUGCAGAAGUGCAACGCCGUCGUCUCCGCCUUCCAAGCAACUGUCAAGGAGCGUGCCAUAGUCAAACAGGUAGAAGAAGAAGUGGAGGAAGCUGAAGCCAAAUCUUCAGCCAGUCCUGAUGAAAAGAACACAGAGGAGGCGGAGAAAGAGGAAGCGGACGGUACCGCAGGUCCGUCGACCUCCCAGCAGGCCACAGCGUCAGCCAGAGAUGAGUGUAAGGUCAACCAGGAGGCGUGGUCGAGGUUACGGGACGGGAAAGGAGUGGAACCUGAAGAUAUGGACAAGACCCAUCAGCUCACACCGCCUGCUUACGUGCGACCCAAAAGGGAAGCCGAUGAUGACCAGCCCAUAGAGAUCGAGCUGGAAAAGAAAGAGCAGCCACCGAGCGAUGAGAUGUGUGAUGUGUGUGAGGUGUGGACGGCAGAUGACCUGUAUCCCUGCAGGAUCUGCACUCGAGUGUUCCACGACGGCUGUCUGAGAGAGCUGGGCUAUCUGCGCGCCGAGGCCCUGCAAGAGAUGAGAGAUACAGCCCACACUGUUACCGGCUGGAGCUGCUACUAUUGUGAUAAUGUGAAUCUACUUCUAACAGAGGAGGAGAUGUACAGCCUUAUGGAGACCUUCAAUCAGUGCAAGAUUAUUCCAGAGUCAUGCCUGGUGUCAGAUGAGCUGCUGCAGUACCGCCACUUUGCAUCCAAACAGCUAUUCGAUAAGGACCUGACUGAUGAGCAGGAAGAGGAGGUCUUGUCCCAGUUUACAGCACUGGACCCCGAGAAGAAGGGUCACAUUGAGUGGUCCGACUUCCUCUACUUUGAAUCCCUUGCAGUAUUGAGGAAGUUACGCACAGAGAACUCCCUUGUGCGUCUGUUGACUGCCAAGGAGAGAGACACCGCACGGUCAGUGUUCAAGGGCCUGGUCCUGGAUAAAGACGGAGUGAUCACAAGGGCAGAAAGCCGCCAGGCCCAGCAGUCCUGGUUCCACAAGCUCAACAAAGAAUCACAGUCUUGUAAUGUGAGACUCAUGGGACUCUGCUCUCCUAUUAAUUGUGGUAUAAGUCAUGUUGGCCCCAUAUGUGAGAGCAGUCCGGCCAGCUCUGGAAGUGAACGAAGCAAGACUGAUGAAAGCAGGCCAGUGACCUGGGCAGACUUUUUAAGGGAGAGCGCCAUCUAUAUCGUGGCUGCGAGGCCCAAUAGUUCUGCCAUGCACAUCCGUCUGCCUCUAUAGUCCAGGAGCCUCGACUACACCCAGCAGAGAGCAGGAGAGAGAUAGAGGGUGAGCCCUAUAGAGCCUACAGAAGAGUGACUGCACGGUGACGUAGGGAUGGCAACCGAAAGGAACAAGAUGAAGCACUGAGAGACAGCAGAUCAAGCCAUCGACAGAAUCUCUCCUCCUCUGCGAUACCUUAAAACCCACAACACUGACAACACACACACACACACACACACACACACACACACACACACACACA